Messenger RNA from Aureobasidium subglaciale EXF-2481, 1020 nucleotides. RefSeq lists its product as uncharacterized. Gene Ontology annotation, molecular function: arylformamidase activity. NCBI's taxonomy places the organism in Eukaryota, Fungi, Ascomycota, Dothideomycetes, Dothideales, Saccotheciaceae. The record is from RefSeq and is a predicted model, not a curated record. The coding region runs from base 1 to 1020 and encodes 339 amino acids. The transcript is spliced from 2 exons.
AUGUCGGAUCUACCUGACUUCGACAACCUUCCCAAAGUCAAAGACAUGCCUCAAGGCUGUGCCUGGGGUGUCUUUGACAAAGACGGCAAGAAAGACAUCUUCGGCACACUCAACCUUCUCACCCCCGAAGUCGUCAAAGCAGCCUACACUGAGCUCCAAUCCGGCGUCUCUGUCUCCCUCAAUUGGCCCAUAGGCGCUAUCGCCACCCCCGGUUUCGGCCGCAAAGGCCUGGUGCACAAGGUCACUUCCUUCAUCGACACCCCGCUUGCAGCGCAUGGGUACGACGAUGAAGUUGAGUUCAACACGCAGUGCUCUAGCCAAUGGGACAGUCUGUGUCACUUCCACCACCAAGAGAGCGAAAGCGGGUAUAACGGAGUGAAGACGAAUGUGGAAGCGCUCACGCAGAACUUCGGGCAAGAGGAUCAUGAGCAGAAGUUGCCAACGUUGAAUCAUUGGCAUAGUCGCGGUGGACUGGUGGCACGAGGCGUGCUCAUAGACUUCAAGCGCUACGCCGACGAGACGGGGCGUAGCUUCAAUCCUUUCAAUGACGAUAAAAUCAGUGUUGAGGACAUCGAGGCAAUCGCGAAGAAGCAGGGCGUUGAGUUCCGUCAAGGAGAUGUCAUCAUAAUCCGCUCGGGAUUCACAGAAGCGUUGACGGGUCAAACGGCGGAGAAGCAGGCGGAGCUUCUGGGCUCGCAUCGAGUCUGCGGUGUUACUGGGAAUGAGGCGACAGCGAGAUGGUUCUGGAAUCAGCACUCCGCGGCAGUAGCAGGCGACAUGAUAGCCUUUGAGCACAUCCCCUCCAUUGGUCCCAAAGGUGAGGAACUCCCAGUCUCUGGGUUGAUCCUACAUCAGUACUUCCUCGCAUUGUUCGGCAUGUCUAUCGGAGAGCUCUGGGACCUCAAAUUGUUAUCGGAGAAGUGCAAAGAACUUGGACGAUAUAGCUUCUUGCUGACAAGCGCGCCGUUGAAUGUGCCUGGUGGAAUCGGUAGCCCGCCAAAUGCGCUGGCGCUGUUCUAA